Myxozyma melibiosi is the source of this 1639-nucleotide messenger RNA. RefSeq names its product ZPR1 zinc-finger domain-containing protein. Gene Ontology annotation, cellular component: cytoplasm; nucleus. The record is from RefSeq and is a predicted model, not a curated record. Gene Ontology annotation, molecular function: zinc ion binding. Lineage: Eukaryota; Fungi; Ascomycota; Lipomycetes; Lipomycetales; Lipomycetaceae. Bases 239 to 1621 code for a protein of 460 amino acids. The transcript has 3 exons.
UGAAUAGGAUAGGACACGUCUUAUAACAACUAUUCAUACCAGUUGAUACCACUCUUCUUAUAGCAACUACGAUAUCUUCUUCUAGCCAGAAGCAGAGCAAAAGAAGACUCUGGUGGGGGGUGGAAGGUUCCAAACCCUCAGCUGACCGAACCUUAUUCUCCCAGCUUUUCUAUAUUUUUGAUUUGCCUCCGCCCUCAGCUCAAUCGCUAUUCACUUUAGAACAACACUAAACAGCAACAUGUCGACAGAAGCAGAGAAGAAGAAAGAGGAGUUCUUUCAGCCGGUUGGACAAGCAGUCGAGGAGAUUGCAAAGAACAGGACCGAGGACGAGGAAGACGAGGACGGACCGGUCGAGGACACUGCGUCCGAGGAACCGCAGCCUAUCCAGGAGAUUGAGUCGCUGUGCAUGAACUGCCACGAGAACGGCACGACGCGGCUGCUGCUGACCAUCAUCCCGUUCUUCCGGGAGGUGAUCCUGAUGUCGUUUUCCUGUCCGCACUGCGGGUUCCGCAACUCGGAGAUCCAGCCCGCGAGCACGAUCCAGGAAAAGGGAUCAAAGUACACGUUCGUGGUCGAGUCGAAAGAGGACCUGAACAGACAGGUCGUCAAGUCCGAGUCCUGCGACUGCGCGUUUCCCUCGAUCUCGCUCGACAUCCCGCACCAGCGUGGCCAGCUGACGAACAUCGAGGGUCUGCUGACCGAGGUGCGCGACGACCUCGCAAACGACCAGCCCGUGCGCAAGCACGUCGACCCCGAAGCGUACGAUAAGAUCGAGGAGUUCCUGGGCAAGAUCAACGACAUGCUCGAAGGCAAGUCGUUUCCGUUCACCGUCAUCGCCGACGAUCCGUCCGGAAACAGCUGGAUCGAGCUGUCGCCCGGUGAAUCGCAUACCAAGUGGUCGAAGGUGGAGUACGAGCGCACGCCGGAGCAGAACGAGUCUCUUGGAUUGGUUAACGCGGAUGCGGAGGAGGAGCAGCAGAAGGAGGCGGAGCGGCCGGUGACGCCGCCGAUCUCGAACGACGAGGUGCAUGUUUUCCAAGCGACGUGCCCGAGCUGUCUGAGGCGGUGCGAUACGCAUAUGAAGAUUGUCGACAUUCCGCAUUUCAAGGAGGUUGUUAUCAUGAGCACAGUAUGUGAUACGUGCGGAUACAAGAGUAAUGAGGUUAAGACCGGUGGCGAAAUCCCAGAGAAGGGACGCAGGAUUACGUUGAAGAUUGAUGAUCCUGAGGACUUGGCCCGCGAUAUCUUGAAGAGCGAAACAUGCGCACUGAGAAUCCCGGAGCUCAACCUGGAUCUGACAGCCGGCACGUUAGGCGGCCGAUUCACCACCGUCGAAGGCAUCCUGCGCGAAGUCAGCGAGCAGCUCGACACGCGCGUAUUCAGCGAGCAAUCCGACAGCAUGGACGAAGACCGCAAGGUGCGCUGGACCAAGUUCUUGAAAACCCUCAACGACGCGAUCGACGGCAAGACAAACUUCACACUGAUCUUGGAGGAUCCGCUGGCGGCGAGUUACUUGCAGAACGUGUACGCGCCUGAUCCGGAUCCGAAUAUGACGAUCGAGGAGUUUGAUCGGACGGAGGAGAUGAAUGAUGAUUUGGGACUUUCGGAUAUGCACGUGUAGAGAGCUGUGGAGAGCAUA